CAGCGGCGUCUAGCGGAGGACCGUCGACAUUUCAAAGCAGUGAUGAAGACUCGUUUGCUGAAACCACGUGACUUGGUCAGUUUGAUUCGUGAACUGAACCACUGAUUCAAAGCAAAAGAUUCUUAAACGUUUCGAAGCUUCAUUCGAGAUCAUAAAUACACAAACGCUAGGCUUGUUUUAAACCAAAUACAUUCGUGUGUGGUUAUACACAAAACUGACAGAAUCAAACGCGACUGACUGAGCGAUCUAUGGAAUAAACGGAGAACAUUUCCUGGUGAUAAAGAUGGAGAAUCGUGAAAACAGUCGGACCACAGAAACACCAGAUGUGAAGAUGAAAACCUGCCAGUCCUCACCUAUGCGAGAGCAGAAGAAUGAAACGGAUGGUCAGAUCGAAGUGAAAGAAGAUUUUGUCACUUGCCAUGAAUGUGGGAUGGAUUUUUUGGAUCAAGCAAGUCUUGAGCAGCACACGAGAAUUCACACAGAAGAGAAACUGUUUGUCUGUCCACAGUGUGGAAAGAGUUUCCCGGUGCAACACAGGCUCGAGGCUCAUUUAAGGAUUCACACUGGAGAGAAACCAUUCAGUUGCACAGAGUGUGGAAAGUGUUUCACGCAACAAGGUCAGAUUAAAAGUCACAUGAGAAGUCACACUGGAGAGAAACCUUUCACUUGCCCUCAAUGUCAAACUAGUUUCACAUCGAAACAAAGCCUUAAAAGUCACAUUAGAAUUCACACUGGAGAAAAACCUUUCACCUGCUCUGAGUGUGGAAAGAACUUCAUAACACAAGGAUACCUUAAACGUCACAUAAAAACUCACACUGGUGAGAAGCCUUUCACCUGUCCUCAGUGUGGAAAGAGUUACAAAUUGCAAGAAAGCCUUGAGAGUCACAUAAGAGUUCACACAGGAGAGAGGCCGUUCGUCUGCCCUCAGUGUGGAAAGGGUUUUACAGCAAAACAGUGUCUUAAAAGUCACUUAAGAAUUCACAUUGGAGAGAAACCUUUCACCUGCUCCAUCUGUGGGAUGAGAUUCACACAACAUCAAAGUCUUAAACAUCACAUGUGCACUCACACUGGAGAGAAGCCUUUCAUUUGCCCUGAAUGUGGAAAGCGUUUCACAAUAAAACAACGCCUUGAUAUUCACAUGAGAAUUCACUCGGGGCAGAGACCUUUUUCCUGCUCUCAGUGUAGAAAGAGUUUUACAGUAAAACUUAACCUUGCAAGACAUAUGAGAGUUCACACUGGAGUGAAGCCUUUCUUGUGCCCUCAGUGUGGAAAGAGAUUCACAGUGAAACAAAGCCUCGAGAGUCACAUGACCAUUCACACUGGAAAGAAGCCUUUCACCUGCUCUGAGUGUGGAAAGGGUUUCACGAGUAAACCCAAGCUUAGCUAUCACAUGAGAAAUCACUCAGGAGAGAGGCCUUUUAUAUGUUCUAAGUGUCCAAAAAGUUUCACAGUGAAACAAAACCUUGAUAUUCACAUGAGAAUUCACUCUGGAGAGAAACCUUUUUCCUGCUCUCAGUGUGGAAAAAGUUUCACAAUGAAACAAAACCUUGACAUUCACAUGAGAAGUCACACUGAUGAGAAGCCUUUUACCUGCUCUCAAUGUGGAAAGAGUUACAAAGUGCAGCAAAGCCUUGAGAGUCACAUGAGAGUUCACACUGGAGAAAACCCUUUCACCUGCUCCGAGUGUGGAAAGAGUUUCACAGUUAAACAAAGCCUUAUGAAUCACAUGAGAAUUCACACUGGAGAGAAACCUUUCACUUGCUCCGAGUGUGGAAAGAGUUUCACAGUCAAACAAAGCCUUAUGAACCACUUGAAAAUUCACACUGGAGAGAGGCCUUUCACCUGCCCUCAGUGUCCAAAGAGCUUCACGCAACAUAAACAUCUUAAACGUCACAUAAAAACUCACACUGGAGAGAAGCUUAUUGAUAGAGAAGGGGAAAUCUCUACCGUCACUUGUGUACAGCAUCAGUCCAAAUGAAGUGAUGGCAGUCAUAGCGUACUAGUACAUCUGCCUGCUAUCAGAGGAGAGUGAUGUAGUCAGUUUGUUUGAUUAGGAGACCAGGACUGAUAUGAAACCAAUUGGACAAUUUGGUCAGGAUGCCACGUUUACUCCCCCACUCUUAAUAACCAAAUGUUUCUGUUCAUUUGUACCAAAAAUGCAUGGUAGGACUUUUGGGAUGAUGCUUAUGGAUAGUAUACACUGCUUUAUUCCAUAAAAAUGUAUACUUGUGAAUUUAGAUUUCAUGGUGACCUUAUAUCACAAAACUCUAAGGUCUGGUUUCACAUACAAUGUUUAGACUAAGCCUGGAUUAGUCCAUAGUUCAAUUAGGACAUUUAAAUCAUUUUUCGUAAGCAUGCCUCUUGAGACAAAACAAAGGCAUUGUUAUAUUUUAAGCUCAAUCAGUGCAAGUUUCUUUCUGCUGAAACAGCUCAGAUUUACAUUUUAGUCUGGGACUAGGCUUAAAUCUUGUCUGUGAAACUGGUGGUAGGUGUCUUACCUUGCAGUAUCAGGUUUGAAACAUGAUUAUAAAGUAAAAUGCAACCUACAUUAACAUUUGUAAUAAUUUAUAUUAAACACAUUUAGUUGUACUUAUUUACAAAAUAUAAGCACGAAUAUGAUGGUGGACCAGUUUAAACUAAACGGGUUCUACCAAUAUAACAGCCUCAUGCACAAGUUAACCAACAAGGAAUUCUACUACCAUGUUUGUUUGUAAAACAAAACAUUACACAAACGCAUUAAAUUUAAUGGUACUUCACCAAGAUUAUGACUAAAAAUCUAUGUAUAAUGCUUAAAUUAACCCACAGAGUUCUUCUGUCUGGCAAACACCAUUGAGGUUUGGGGGAUCUGACCAUUUCAUCUUAGUGCUGCACAUUACACAUUUUAAAUUUACAUUUAAACAUUCAGCAGAUGCUUUUAUCCAAAGCAACUUACAAAUGAGAACAAUAGAGUCAAUCAGAUCAACAAGAGAACAACAACAGUAUAGAAGUGCUAUGACAAGUCUCAGUUAGUAUUUUUUUUUUAAAAAUAUGAUAGACAAAAAAAGAAAAGGGAACCACUAAAAGGGACGGUCAUAAAAAUAAAAAAAUACACCCCUGAAAUAUGGUAAAUAAAUCUCAACCACACCUGCUUGAUAUGUCGAAUAAACCUCUUGCAUAGAGAGAAAUAUGCUUGUGUUUUAAAUGUAGGAAUCCUGUUUGACAGAUGAUGUAACCUCCUAGAAGUGAUGUCACUUGAAUGUACAUUAUUUUACAAGGGUUUUUCAUGAAGGUAACAGGGCUGACAUGAAAUCAGAAAAUGCAUAUUUAUGCCAAAAACAUUGCUUAACAAUGAGACUAUAUUUAAAACAAUAUGCAAAUUUGUUUUUUCAUAUAUAUAUAUAUAUAGUUUUGCCUUCAUUUUGAAAAUUAAAAGCCCUUCUGAAAAAGAAAAAUCCCUUUGAAGGACAGCCCAUAAAACUUACCCCUAUCAGCAUAAAUGCUAUUUAGAUCAUUUAAUAUAAUACGUUAUUGAACUAUGUAAUAUUGAUGAAAGUGUACAUAGUAUUGUAAUGCUUUUAAAUUGCACAUUUAUUUGUUGUUAUAUUAAAUCAAUGUUUUGAUUAUUCUUAGGCAUGCAAAAGGCACCGAUUUUGUGGAAUGACCCAAACAAUGAGAAUAACUGUAUUUUCUCCACAAGGAUCUACGUCAAAACAUAAACUUUUCCAACACAUUUUGGCAGCUGGAUACUCAUUAAUAUCCUAAACUGAUUAUCCUCCAUUUUAGGUAGAAUUGGCCAUUUAAGAUAACUACAGAAUUUUUUAAUAUUUACUUUGCAAAUUUUACUGUUUUCAUUUUGAAGGUGUAUUAAAACCUGUAAAUAACUUACUUUUAAUAAAUUCCCUAUUACUUUGUU
Molecule: messenger RNA, 3892 nt
Organism: Carassius gibelio (silver crucian carp)
Lineage: Eukaryota; Metazoa; Chordata; Actinopteri; Cypriniformes; Cyprinidae
Product: gastrula zinc finger protein XlCGF57.1-like
Exons: 2
Coding region: 284-1978 (564 amino acids)
Source: RefSeq, a predicted model, not a curated record